UGGCAAGCUAAUCUGUUAGCUGACAUUCGCUUUUGUAAUGCUAUCUGCAUUGCAAGACUAAAUGAAUCGUGCAAAGUGUGCACUGACUUUAUUUAAUGUAAAAGAGGGAAGCUUUACUAGUUUAGUUACUGCUUUGCCUGUUAUGCUCGCAUAUGGAAACAAUACUGACAUUAGUGUGGCUGAAGAAUGUACAUCGCAACCACCUUUGCUGCCUCCUUAGUGCAUCUCCAACUCCAAUGUAUGGCUAUCAUUUCCGUGGGGUGAGCUUUUAUUGCGUUCUGUCUGCAUGCACUUUGUCUUGUAGCGGCAUCUAAUGAUGAGUUUGUUUUGUCUAAUUUUCUCCUUGAUCCAGGCGGAGAUAGCACUGAACUUAAUCUACCUGCUGUACAGGAUCUAACAUUGCUUCUGCUGACUGCUUGGGAUCGGAUGGCUCUUUUUGUGGGCAAAGAGCCUGAGACUACUAUGUGCCUUUGUUAACCAGAUAUUUCUGUUAGAACUUAGAAGCAACCUGCAUAAUACGUAAGCAAAUAAGCAAUGGUAGGGUUUUGAUAUUUGCCAUUGUGGUAGGCCCAACUGCCCAAGGAUAAUGAAAUAUACAGGGCAGGGCAUGUGUUUGGCACUGGAUGGCCUGGCCUAUAGAUAGCCAUCAUGUGUUUGGUGUUGCUUGUGGCAUACUGUUCUUUUUUUCAGUUGAGAAGUUAUCGUGUGACAUGAGAAUAUUAUUGAUCUCUUUUGUGUUUGCCCCUACUGAUCUUGAUUGGUGUUCACAUGAAGGUUUUAUAUAACCCGCUUUUUCUUUCAUUCUUUCUUUCAGAACCAAGGUUUCCAAAUGUUGAAAAUAUAUAUCUGGCUGAAAUCAAUUCAAUCUUUCCAUGCGAAGUGGGCAAAAUUGGUGUUGCAGGGCAAGGGGACAAAUGUGGAUGGGAAUAAGAGCAGGAGCAAAGGGCAAAGGCAGAUAGAAAAGGCUUAUAGGCAAGGAGGAAGAACAGAGCAAGCAAGGUAUAUGCAUUCAACAACUCUUACGGGCAGCAGGUGGUAUUGGUUUCUGGAUCUACCUCAUUGGUGGUUAUGGAACACCCACAUGGGUAGAGUAAUGUAUGAUUUGGUAAUCAUCAUGAAUUUUAGUUUGUUUUUUGGUAUGGAGCAUGUUGUGCACGUAGAGCCAUCAGUAAAUACUCUAAAGAGAACAGAUAUGAUCUCUGCUGGGCAUAAAAGGAAUCCCCUAUUGCAUGACACCUGUUUUGACUUUUGACUAGCAUACAUCACAGGGAAUGGGCUUAAGCUUUUGUGAUGAGGUGAGGUGAGGGACCCAAGAAAAGGCCACUGCAAAGAGCAGAAGAAAAUCGGCCAGCUGUAUUUGCUAUGGAGCUGAAGCAGGAGCACUUGCACUGCACAUGGUAGGUUGCCUUGGGUUGAAGCCAGAGACAGAGACCUUACCUGUGUCUGUGUGGUACACAUGCGUGUAGCAUGACCGUCCAGCAAGCAAAGCAAAUGCAAAUGCAAAUGCAAAGAGUGUCACCUACUCAGCAGCUCCACUGAAUGUCCAGCGGGUGCGGUGCAGGAGUACAUUUCCUCCGUUCGCCUCCCAAGGGUCCAAGGACUUGUUGUUCAAUAUAUAUAUAUAAACCAGAAGAGAAGCUGCAGGCAGGCGUCUCCACUCCGUCUGAUCUCAGUGACCUACCUCUGUCUCCACUACAACGAGUGCAGUGUCCACCCAGCCCAGCUCUAGCCUGCUGCAGUGCAAGAGCAAGAUGGUCAGCAGAGGUGCUCGUCGGCCAUCGGCGCGGCUCCUGCUCCUCUCCCUGGGGCUUGUGCUCCUCUACUUCACCUCAGUAAGCAGCGUCGGCGUUGCUGCGGCCCAGAAAACGUGGUGCGUGGCCAAGCCGUCCGCGUCCAACGACAUCCUGUCUCUGAACCUCAACUACGCGUGCUCCCAGGUGAGCUGCGCCGUGAUCCAGAAGGGCGGACCGUGCUACUACCCGGACAACCUGGUGUCGCGUGCCGCCGUCGCCAUGAACCUCUACUACGCCUCCAAUGGCAGGCACCCCUGGAACUGCUACUUCAACAACUCGGCGCUCGUGGUGCAGUCCGAUCCCAGCUAUGGCUCCUGCACCUACUACUGAUCGAUUCGAUUAUAUAUAUAUAUAUAUAGCCCUCCCUCUCUGAUCGAAUGGAAAUCUAAUCCCUGUGUUGUGUUGCGUAAUAAUUGUGUCGCGUCGUCCUAGCAAAAGUUACUCUCCCUUGUAUUGUUCCAUUCCAUGCAUCCAGUUGAUAUGGAUGAUGUUGAGUGCGCCAUAGAGGAUAUAUAUAAGUAUCACACCAGCUUACUGCUUACGUUUGGAGAUGCAUGCAUGUGAUUGUGUGUCCAAGGACAGGGUGAUUGCAAAUGAAAGAAAAAGAGUUUUUUCCAA
This is a messenger RNA of Sorghum bicolor (sorghum), 2411 nucleotides long. RefSeq names its product glucan endo-1,3-beta-D-glucosidase. The record is from RefSeq and is a predicted model, not a curated record. The transcript has 2 exons. Bases 1752 to 2123 code for a protein of 123 amino acids. Lineage: Eukaryota; Viridiplantae; Streptophyta; Magnoliopsida; Poales; Poaceae.